UACACACCCUCCACCCCCAUCGCUGCAGUGUCUCAACUGCCUUGGAGCAAACAAGAGAGGAUAUAGAACACAGACGUUAAUGAGAGAGAAAGAGGGCUGCGGAAAGAGAGAGAUGUAUAAGUGGGUUUCACCCUGUGAACAUGAGGAAGGCAUUAAGAUGAAGCAGCAGGACUAAAGGUGGAUUGCACAGAGCCUUUCUCACCCUGCAAGGGCUUGUCUGCAGUAUCCUUUGUAAAUGGAUGCUGGCUUGUGAAAACGAUUUGGUGGCCUUCAGUUGACUGGAAGAUAUCUCACCGAGCAAAACGGGCCAAAGAUAAAAUUUAGGUGGAUGAUUUCAGAAGCCAAACAAGGGCAACACACUGCAAGAGCCAUGUGGGAAGAGAGUGAAUGGGGUUUGCUAUUUGCUCGCAUCAAGCCUAAAUACUUUCUCUACUGACAUACACUGAACGUUCUCCAGCCUUCUUCCAGAACUUUUCCUCAGUGGGAGUCCCUGCUAUGAACCCCAGCUCCAUUGGCUUCAGCAGGCAGCCAAACCUCAGAGCCAGGCACUGUGUGGGCAUCCCACAAGUCUGGGUUCUGCCCACACAGAACUCACAGACUGCUCCUGAACCAAAAGCAUGAAACACUCCUGAGUCACUCAUCUGUGUGGUGGCUUUCCUGUCCUGUGCCAAACUGUUCUGUUGUGAAAUAGCUUCUUCUGAAGGCUCAUUCACACAAAGCCCCUCUUCAACCCUUCCACCACCACCUUAUCGGUCACCACUUCAUUACAAUUUGCUUCCUCAUCAAGUAGCAGCACGAGUUCCUUUGGGUUUACCACGUGGUGGAGGACCAUGGGAUGCCGUCAGAGCUCGGAGGAGAAGGAAGCAGCGCGGCGCUCCCGGCGGAUCGAUCGCCACUUACGCUCAGAGAGUCAGCGGCAGCGGCGUGAGAUCAAGCUAUUGUUGCUGGGCACCAGCAACUCUGGCAAGAGCACCAUUGUCAAACAGAUGAAAAUCAUCCACAGCGGAGGCUUCAACCUGGAAGCCUGCAAGGAGUACAAGCCGCUCAUCUUGUACAAUGCCAUCGACUCUCUCACCCGCAUCAUCCGCGCCCUCAGCACUCUUAAGAUUGACUUUCACAAUCCUGACCGCGCCUAUGAUGCUGUGCAGCUCUUUGCCCUCACAGGGCCAGCUGAGAGCAAAGGGGAGAUUACUCCAGAGCUGCUAGGGGUAAUGAAACGUCUGUGGGCAGACUCAGGGGUCCAGGAGUGCUUUCAGCGAUCCAAUGAAUACCACUUAGAGGACAACACUGCCUACUACCUAAAUGACCUGGACCGCAUUUCUGCACCUGAGUACAUCCCCACUGUGGAAGACAUCCUACGAUCCCGUGACAUGACUACUGGGAUUGUGGAGAACAAGUUCACCUUCAAGGAGCUCACCUUCAAGAUGGUAGAUGUGGGUGGACAGCGUUCAGAGAGAAAGAAGUGGAUUCAUUGUUUCGAGGGCGUGACAGCAAUCAUUUUCUGUGUCGAGCUAAGUGGCUAUGACCUCAAACUCUACGAGGACAACCAGACGAGCCGUAUGGCCGAGAGCUUGCGUCUGUUCGACUCCAUCUGCAACAACAACUGGUUCACCAACACGUCACUCAUCCUCUUCCUUAACAAGAAGGACCUGUUGGCUGAGAAGAUAAAACGCAUUCCACUGACAGUGUGCUUCCCUGACUACAAAGGUCAAAACACCUACGAGGAGGCAGCUGUCUAUGUGCAACGGCAGUUUGAGGACCUCAACCGCAACAAGGAGACCAAGGAGAUCUAUUCACACUUCACCUGUGCCACUGACACCAGCAACAUCCAGUUCGUGUUUGAUGCUGUCACGGACGUGAUCAUCCAGAACAAUCUGAAAUACAUUGGGCUAUGCUAGGACCUGAGACGGGUGGGGGGGUGUUAGGGGGUGAAGCAGGCUGCAGUUGGCCUGCCAUCAGGCUGGAUAAACAAAGGCAUGUUAGUCUGCCUGGCAGUUUAUCUCUUUGAAGAGGGGCAACAGAGAACUGGGAAGGAAAUGAGGUAGUAAAACGGGGAGGGACGGACAAUACUGUAGAUUCAACUGUUUCAAUGGAAACAACAGAGCUGAGGGUCCAUGGUUAAGACGGGAUUUUAACCCUACAUGUUUGCACUGAAUAUGAGUAUGCAGAGACACCCAAACACAUACACACCGACACACAUCCUUAUAGUUUGCUCACACACAAGACCUUCAGUCAAACGCUGUUUUGACAAGGCAACACUGGAAAUUUUAGACAGGUACCCCCCAACUGCCUGCCAAACGCGAACCCUGUAAUGGCGGUUUCCAAUUACUUUUGUCUCUUUUGUUUCAUUUGCCUGAGUCAGUUAAUGCUGCUUUAUCAAAACAAUAUCUGCAGAAUCAAUGCUCUCUUUUGGCUUUUCACCUAAACAAUAGUAAACAGCGAGUGCACCUGAGGAGACACAGAGAGAGAGAGCCUGUAUUUCUGGGAAAAAAGAAGUCAGUAAACAUGAUGUCACAGGUUUUCUGCCUAAAAGAGGAAACUGCCACAGUCUAAAGUCAAAGUGAAAUAUGUUUUCUACGCACCAUUUCUGUUCUUUCCUUGUCAACCCUCUAUUGUUGUUCUUUUCCUCUCUUUCUUUUAUCUUUUUGUGCUUAAAAAAAAAAAAACGAAAACAAAAAACGAAUGCGUCUCUCAAACCUGCUUUUAUAGCAGGUCACUGACUUAAUAAUACCAGGAGUAUGUUACACUCAGCAGAGUCAAAAGUAUUUUUCAUUACCAUUUCCAGCAAGAGACAAAAAAAAAAAUCAACAAAACAAAACAACAACAAAAAACAGUGCCAAGAUCAGUUUGUAAAUAAAUCCAGAUUCCAUCCUUUAUGUUCAAUUUUUUUUUGUUUGUUUAGUUUUUAUGGACGAAUACAUUAAAAAACAUGCAUGAUUUUGUUACUUUGGGAUACUAAUAUAUUUUCUUUGGGAUUAUGUUUCUCUUUUCCUAGGUUUUAAAUAAUAUAUUCCCAAAAAUAUAUAUUAAAGUCAAACACUGUGUACGAUUGUACAGUUGUCAGAGACGAAUCUAUUGAAAAGAGUUAUAUAAAUAUAAUAAUGGUGAUCAGAAUUUUAUGAGGAAGCUGGAAAAGAUGAUGAUGAUGAUGAUGAUGAUGAUGAUGACGAUGAUAGUGGUGAUAAAGAAAACCUCACUACAAAGUUAGGGUAGAAAGUGGAGACUGUAGGAGAAUCUGAAAACAAAGAAGCAGAUCUUCUGUGCAUUAUCUAAAUGGGAAUUGUUUAAAAACAGUCAGUCAGUAUGAUGUGUAAAUAUGCUGUAAGGUACACUCUUUGUUCAAACAAAUGAAAAUAACGGUUGAGUUGGGAUUCUGUGAGUGAGAUAAAGAGAGAGUGUGAGAUAGAGGAGGAAAAUCCUACUCCGCUCCUCCUCUUACCCUUUCUUUUUUAGUUCAGAGAACAACUCAGCCAAGGGCUUGACUUUACGGGAUGUCCACUUCAACAACAGACUUAAACAAUGAAAAAAAAAGACAUAUAAAAGGACAAUAACUAUGAAUAAAACAACUUAUGCAAAUU
Molecule: messenger RNA, 3578 nt
Organism: Archocentrus centrarchus (flier cichlid)
Lineage: Eukaryota; Metazoa; Chordata; Actinopteri; Cichliformes; Cichlidae
Gene: gnaz
Product: guanine nucleotide binding protein (G protein), alpha z polypeptide
Exons: 3
Coding region: 831-1898 (355 amino acids)
Biological process (GO): adenylate cyclase-modulating G protein-coupled receptor signaling pathway
Cellular component (GO): cytoplasm; heterotrimeric G-protein complex
Molecular function (GO): GTPase activity; G protein-coupled receptor binding; G-protein beta/gamma-subunit complex binding
Source: RefSeq, a predicted model, not a curated record